AUGAUUGAACCUACCCCCAUUAUUGACCUCACUACCUCCAGAGCUGCAGGAACGUCGUCAGCAACACAUUUAAUUACUGCCAAAAAUCUUCAGGCUAUGCUGGACGAUGCAAGAGCGGGACUCCGAAUAGUUAAUGCUCGUGCUGAGCUAUCCACACAUAUUUGGGACGGGAUUGAAGAAUGGGUUGGUGAGGAUGGCGCUCUGGGACUCAAAGAUCCCAAGAUUGUUGAGAGCGAUGUGCAAGCACAGAUCUCUUUCCUAAGGAAGCUUAAGUUUCUUUACCUGGAACAAAAUGCAAAGGAUAAAUACGUGAAGACUAUUGUCAGCGACGAUGCCCCGCUGGUGACACCUGCACUAAAUGAGGAACUUCGAGUACAGAAUGAGGAGAAGAAGACUGCGCUACGUGAACACAAAGCGAAGCUAGCAGAAAGAAGGGAUGAUCUUCGAGCACUUUCUGGAUUCGUAGAAGAAGAUUAUAAGAAAGCACAAGCCCUGACUCUCCAAGCAUCCAUGCUAUCGCAGAAGAUACUCGAUGCACAUUUAUCACUUACUCGCUUGCGACAGGCCCAUCCCCAUCCUCGGCUCACAAUAACCACAGCGAACCAGCAACUUGAUGGUCAGGUAGAAGAGAUGCAAGCACUAGACACGGAACUUGCAGAUGCGCACGAGAAGAUUGCUACUGUACGAGAGCGGAUAAAAGUCGGGACGGGUCAGGUCGAGAAACUGAGGAGUGUUAGAGCAGAGGUGGAAAAGGCUGUGGAAAUCGGUGCGGGUGAAAGAGUGGAAGACGGAAGAGUGGUUGGACUGUAUGAUUGGUUCUCAACCACAACCUCAACUCAUCAUGCGCUUGUUUCACUUCUCUCUGCACAUAGUGAAUCUGACAACGAGCUGCGCCUCACUUACUGCGUGCAUGAGCGUGAGGUAUGUAUGACGUUGCUGUUCAUACCUAACACGCGCCGCUUGGCCGAGGCAAGGGUGGAGGGUGUCGAGGAACGCGUAAUCGGAGACGUCGUGGAUGCACACGUCAUGGAAAACGAUGUAUCUGGGCUUGUAUGGGCUGUGCUCGCGAGAGCGAGGGCUACAUAA
This is a messenger RNA of Suillus subaureus, 1086 nucleotides long. RefSeq lists its product as uncharacterized. The record is from RefSeq and is a predicted model, not a curated record. Gene Ontology annotation, cellular component: kinetochore. Gene Ontology annotation, biological process: attachment of mitotic spindle microtubules to kinetochore; protein localization to kinetochore; kinetochore assembly. The transcript has 4 exons. NCBI's taxonomy places the organism in Eukaryota, Fungi, Basidiomycota, Agaricomycetes, Boletales, Suillaceae. The coding region runs from base 1 to 1086 and encodes 361 amino acids.